This is a messenger RNA of Paramuricea clavata, 15895 nucleotides long. The record is from the annotation of a GenBank genome assembly. Lineage: Eukaryota; Metazoa; Cnidaria; Anthozoa; Malacalcyonacea; Plexauridae.
GUUCAGUGUAAAUGGAUAUUAUAUGGAGGGCUUUUACACUGAAAAAAUCUCAUGACUUACCCUCCAUCUACUUUUGUGCUAAAGCCACCUAUAAAAGGUACAGUGUUAUACUUUGAGAUUUUCUCACGUUGUAUAACGUGUAUUGGUUGGUGGUCUGUUGUGAUGAUGUUGUCUUGUGGAUGUAUAUGUGUAGAUAAACUGCUAAAAAACAACAUGACAUGAACGAUAAGAGUCGUGCCAGUUUUAAUUGGUUCCCACGCAAUAGGGGAAUCGUAAAAAUGUUACAAUAAAGAAUUCGUAGAAUUUCUCACUAAACGUUUUCAUCGUAAAAUGGUUGUAAAAAGAUUUCAGAGUGGUUGCAAUAAACGGAUUUCGGAACAUAUGGCCUGCUAAUUGCAAUGCCCUCAGCUCCGAACUGUUUCCUGUUCUACAAUAGCGUUCGGUGUGGCUUAAAAGUAACAAUUGCCGUCAAUCGAGAAAAUUAGAUUACUUGUCAUGCUCAAUUACUGUAUAAAUAGAUCGUCAUAUUCCGCAUUCAUCACAGCAUAACUGAAGUAGUGUGAGACGAGUAACAAGUAUUGGGACCUAGUUUCAAAGUUUUAAGAUGUCGACUUCAAAUAUUCUAUUCUUCAGCUUUCUAUUCCUCUUUGUGACAGGAGAGAACAUACACAAUAUAGCAAGUACUGGUGUUUGUGAUCUAAACAGCAUUGUCCGAGUUGGAGAUAACUUACGUUGGAAAAACCCAACAAAUCAAACGCUCUACAUCACAGGUGAAGAGUGCCACACGAGACUGAAUAUUGUCAUUCCACCUGAACGUAAGUAGUUUAAUCCUCUAAGUAGCUUUAAUCGUAAGUGAUAUACAAUGAUAUAAAGUAGCACGAGUAACCAAAUACAGCAAUAGUAACCAUAUACUGAUCCAGAGAUCGAGCAAAUCAAGCAUGCAGACUGCAUGAGCGCUGCUUAAAAUAUGAAGUAAAAAUGGAAACUGCUUCAAUUUGAAUGAUUUGGUUUUGACUAUAACUUAAGUAAUAAAGUAAUAACUCAUGAUUUCACUGAGGAGAAAAUUUUUCUCUCUAACCCACGUAAGUUUUUGCAUUCCAUUUUAUUAGCUCCACAUACUGAAACACGACUCUUUUGUUUAGCAAAACUACACGAAGACGAAGUAAUCUUUUAGCUAUUUACAAUUCAAGUUAAUAAUUCCAAUUGGGUUUAUUGAGACGUUUUAGUUUUGGUUCUUACACUGGGAUAAAUUCAAUAGUGUGGGGAAAAUGUUUAUCAACAACAGCUAGAUCAGUGUUUGUAGAUGUGUUUAUCUACAAAUAUUGAUAUACUGGUACUCUUAUUAUCGAAUUAUCAUUCAUAAAAGCAUAUAGCUACUCCCAUGUAUAAAGGAGCACCACUUUCAGUUCUUCUUUCUACCAUUAACCAACAUCAGCUAGAUCUAAAACAAAGUCAACUAUAGUCUAUGCUGUCUUCGACUAUUAACAUGCGCUACGCCUACGGUAUGACUGAAUGUCAUCAUUUUACACAGUAAUAUUGUCAUUGAUUUAGUUUUGUCUUUUUACACAUCCGCAGUGCGUUUUAGCAUUAAAUGGUACAGAUAUAUCAGUUAUCGUUACAAAUCACAAAUGUAAAUUGCUGUACAAAUUGCAGGAUCGCUAACAGUCGUUACAUACUUGUGAACUUAAGCUUGUCGCUCUUUGUUUCAUUUGUUGAUCGAAUCACAUACGAAUCAUGUGCGAGCUACGAUGCAGUUGAAGCUUCAUCUUGACUGCUUGUAGAAUCCAAAAGUACUUCAAAACUGAUCUAUCCUAACUCAUUAAAUGUACAACGGGUUUUCAAAUUUCUAAUUGUAGUUGGCUCUGUUAAAUCAAGUGUCAAUUUUGCGUUUUUACAUUCGACCAUUCUAGUAAAUAACAUAGCAAUAUAUAAUAUCACGGUAAAGGAUUUUCCUUAUUAGUUGAGAACUCUUAAGGCCAGGAAACAAACAUUGAGUAAUUAGUCUCACGCCUAUGUGUCAAAGGAAGUUGUUCUAACAAAGCUACGUACUUGAUUUUUAACACCUUUUACUUCAUAAUGCAAGCACUAUACGUCCCGCCUAACCGAGCAAAUCGGUAUUAAUCUUCUUUAAUAGUUUUUUUUAAAUAGAAGCAGUUUAUUAUCACUCAACGUAAACUGAAAUGUUGUGCGUUGAUUCACAGAUAUAAAGGUGAACGUUACGUUAAAAUAUACAGCGAUGAUACAGCUGAUAUACAAUGACAAUGCAGUGUUGCAAUACAGUCCUAUUUGAGCUAGUUUACAGGGGUGAGUCUCGGUUAGAUACAAAAGAAAUAUAUGACACUUUAAACAAACAUUUUUGUAACCAUAUGAAGGGCUGCGUCAUUAGAGUGAUGAAACCAAGAAUGAAUUAAAUUGCUUCAUGUGUAACAGUAUCACUGAAACAUAUCAAGACUCUAUUACAGUAUUACUACGCGAUUACACGUCGUUGGAAAUAUCACAGAGGGUGUAUCAAAACAAGUUAUUCCAACUUUGCUCUUUAGCAUGUUUGCAUGCUAGAAAAUGAGUUUAUCGAUAACAUUUUUACACAACAAAGUUGCUGUGUAGCCAGCUCGAUAAUUGGGUGGGGGGUCCAUAUUCAUAUAUUCGUGUUCACAGACCUUAAAAACACGGAUUUCAAAAUAAAUUAAUAAUGCAGAACACGAAUAUACCAAUACGGACCCCCCCCCCCCCAAACUACUCUGCUGAGAGCAACAAAAAUUGGGCGUUUAGCUGCAUGUCGGAUGAUACAUUUUUGUCAUUGUAAAGAAGAAUGACUAUUUUAGUAAAUACGAAUCAACAGAAAGUUGGCUGUCAAGUUAAGAAUUUGUUCAUGAUUUGGCGUGUGCUCAAUCGAAUUUUUGAGCACGCGGGAAAUUUGGAGAGCCCGAAAAAGCGUAUGAGUUGGUCUAGCUAGCCGAGUCUGCCGAGACUCUAGCUAGCGCUUGAGUGCUCUCCAUGCAAGUGCUUAAUUACUCGAUUGAGCACGCCAAAUAAUAAAACAUUCUUUUAGAAUAUAAUAUUUAUCAAAAUACAAGUUUUUUCUUCCUGAUGAAAUUUCAGUUUCUCCUAACGCAAACAAAGUAUACUAAAACGUUUUUGAUUGGUCGCCAGGCAAUCGGCUGAUCGAAUACGUCAAAGAUAUGCAUAUAAUAUGAAAAAUGCCAAUAAUACAGUUGAUUCUCUCUCCUCCGCAGAGGCUUUAGUUUUUUUAGGAUUUAAUAUUAUGAUGAGAUACAUUUCACUACACUUUACAUGGCGGAUCUUAGAACACGAGCGUAGCCGCUGGGCGAAGGAGCUUAAAGCCUCUGCGGAGGAGAGAGCAGUUGAUUCAUGAGUAAGCUUUGUCAAAAGUAAAUGUCUGAGUGUUUUUUUUUAUUCAACCAGUUCAUUUCCUGAUUCGAGGAAAUGUUUCCCAAAACAUUUACCGCGCUGUACACGUACGCAUUUCAGCCAAUCAAAAAAGUUCUUAUAUAACAUAUCAUUAUAGAUAUUAUAAACUGACGCAUUUUCCACCGUUGAGAAUUGGGUGCAAAUUAUUGAAAUUAAAUGCCAUGCAUUUGGACUUAAAAUGUGUGAAUUUUUAAUAAUCUAUUGAAUAACAUAUGGUAAAUUAAAUAAUUGCUUGCAAUUGAUAAAUGUUGCCACUGUUUUAAGGUUAUUGCGUGCCAAAACACAUUGGUGAUUAAUUACUUUUUCUUUUGUUUUGAGGUGGAAAAAUGAUUUUGAUCGGCAAUUUUUCAUCGGCUCCUAUUUCGUAAUUUUUCUUGGAAUGAUACAAAAAAGGUAUCAUUCAACAGCUAUAAUCUUUAUUAAUAUGAAAAAAUUAAAUCCACACUUUCGAUAUUGAACGCUAAAGUUGGAUUUCCUUGAUUGUCCCUGUACAAUGUAUCAAUAUAUAGGCGUGCAUAUAUAUAAGCUCAACGUAUAUAAAAACAUCUUGUGUGCUCAAGAUUUGAUUGACAACAAGAAGAUUUGAACCAUACGUAUAUUGUGUGGAUUCUGGAAAAAUCUCAGGUAAAUAACAAAUGACAAAUUUAAUCGGAAUGAUCAUGCGCAGAACCGACGGUUUAUGAUUUCGCACCGCGACAGCCUUCUACAAUUAACUUUUAUACCAUUUCUGUCAACAACAAGGGCCGUGGCAUCAUGCAUGCAAUCUGUGUAAUUACAUGAUUUUUCUGUUACACUUGUUAUUAAAAUAAUACAAAAUGAUGACAAACACGAGAACGAUACAGAAAGAUUAAGAACAUUCAUGUAGAUAACGCAGCAAUUAGGAUGCAGAAAAACGUUUUGCAACUUCACCUGCAUGGGCCGGGGUUAAUGCUGUAAACUUGAUAUCGUCUUUAUAGUUUGCCCCUGGCUUGUAUAAACUAUAUACUGCAGUAAAGAAGUGCAUGAUGUACUAAUCCUUUUAAAAAACAAUGAUAGUUUAUGAGCAUUUAACCUUGCAGUGGCUGUUUUCAUUGCUAUUCUCUAUUCAUCAUCAUUGUAAAGAUAUCACUUAAUAUCGAAUUGGUUUUAAGUCGUUCAACAAACUCGGCCGGAGUACUAUCUUUUUAUCGGACUUAAAUUCCAACCAUUCAAACACACUCCUGAGUAGUUUAAUAGCUAGGCUUGUUUAUGAUAUGGUUACAUGCUACUAAACUUGUAACAGAUUGCUAAUAUAGUAACAAAUCAUUUUGACAAGCACUAAUGAUGCAGCCUGACCUUAUAACCUUUAAUCUAGAUUAAAUAAUUGAUAUUUGGAAAGUUUUGGCAAUGACGUUAACAUUCAGAUAACCAUGUAUUGCAUGCCAAUGGGGCAUUGCGAUCAUAGACUGAACUAGCGCUACCCAAUCACGAGUCAAUAGUAUAUGCAAAAUGCCAUUGCGCAUUUGCGGUAUGAUCAAUUUUUGUUUAUUUCUCAGUAUUGCUAUGUUGAGCGGAAAUUUGUGAUGCGCAGAAAAAGCAGUAAACAUGCACCGACAUCCUGCGCUCUCUUUUGCCGCGUUGCCGAUAUUUUUUCCCAUGCGCUUCAUUAAUCUCAUUCAUCGUUCAGAUCUGACAAGUAAGAAAAAUGUUGACGGAGUAAAGCAGUAAAAUAUGGGCAAUCUGUUUAUAUUCGUUGCAGUUUUUUCUCAGGUUUUGAGCAGUCGUAAAAAUGUAGAAAAUUGUAUUUUCGUAACACGUCGUGCAGUACAGCAGGCUGCGUGUACGCACGAAAAUGUUUAAAUCCAUUUAAUUAACUGUUAUUUAUGAACUAACUAUAAAAAGACAGCGUUUAGUGUAUGAUUUAAUAUGUAUUUGUUGAGUAGACUUACGUGCUCACUAAACAUACAUGACACAUGUGUUGCGGCAUAACAUCACGUAAGGCGCAGACUUACGAUGUACACAUAAGUGCCGUGACUUACGUGCGUAUUAAGCCGGUGUGCAACAGAAUCUACGGGUGUACGUUGCAUAAAACUUUUAAUGGGGACAUAUAAGUGAAAAAUUGCACGAAAAAUCACGGGACCUCUAAUACAGCACUGAUACUGUUACAUGCAACUUGAGGAUGAAAUGAAAGGUUAAGUUCGUAGUGAAGCAAGAUGAACAUGUCCGAAACAAUUAUAGUUAAAAACAUCUUGGGACAAAUGUUCAAUUAUAAAUUAUUACGUUUUGAACAGCUAUUUACAAAUAUAGGUAAUUUAGUGAAAGAAAGAUCCGUCGCACAAACUCAUUGCGUUUUUCGCGACCCUCUUCUGUUUCAUUUAUAUACGGUCGUCUUCAUAAUGUUCGUCGACAAACUGUACGCUUAGUUCGUCUUCGUUCAUUGGAAUAUGUCGCCAAAAUUGUACAACAUACAACCGACAACAACUUGGCGGCAUUUUUCGGGACUGAAACGGAGUUCCUUCAAGCGCGCCCACCGUCUCUUCAGGCUAAUUUCCACUCCGGAAAAUAAGCAGCGGAUCAGACCGGAUAAGAACAAAACAAAAUCCGCGGAUGCUCCAUCAGUAGAAAUUUUUGGUUCCAAUUGAUCCGGCGACGUUGCUGGCCGGAUAAUAAAAAGUUGAAAUAUUUUCAACUUAACCUGGCGAUCAAUCAAAACUGAUGCCGUAUUAUUUCACAUAAAUUAAAAUAAUUAAAUACCUGUAUAAAAUUUACAAAAUGGAGAAUGUGAGACUGCAUGGAACGAGCUCCAUUUUUUCGCUUUUCCGAUCCGAUCAUCCCACUUGUCUUUUUAUUGGAAAUCGCUUGUUGGAUCGGACCGGAUCGGAAAAACCUUCGAUCCGGCCUGAUCCACUGCUUAUUUUCCGGAGUGGAAAUUAGCCUUUAGCAUGCCGAUUAUUCCUCCAAUAACGGAUCGAGCCGAUCUCUGGACCUUGUUAUAAUGAUGUUGCAUGUACAGCCGUCAUACCUGGAUUUUCUACAUAAGGCCAAUGAAAAUUGAUUUCAUGUUUCUCGUCCACAAUUUUCAAAAAUUUGGAGCGGGAUUUUUUCAUUUUUCAUUAUUUUUUGUAUUGGAAUUGCUUGUCAAUAAUUUCCUUGAACCAGUAAAAAACCUCAUAAAAAUCUGAAGUAAAUCGGUGUAUCAUUCAUUUUAAUUUAAUACGUCCUACACUACAGUGUAUUUCUAUACCAGUACCAGGGCUGACAUGAAAAAUAGAGGCAUUCUGGCGAGUAAUAUCUUUAGAAAGAUCAGUGCAAUUUGAGUUGCGCUUGCGGAAUGCAGCAAUAAGUCUUUGAUCUGGAGAUCAAUUUGGUGUUUUAUUAAUUAAGCCUAUUUUUCAAAAAUAAUGAACAAUGAAAAAUUUUCGUGCGGCAGAUAAAUCCCAUGCGGGCGGGGACGAGAAACAUGAUAUCAAUUUUCAUUGGCCUAACGAAUGAGCAGCCAUUCAAGUAAAGGAUACCCAGCGUCGCCAAGAAUUAUUCCAUUCGGCAAAUGUGAUAAAAUUCUUUCUGAGAAUUUGUCAUAAAGCGUCGAGUUCUUGAAAAUUCUAGCAUCAUUAACUGAUCUCGGCCACUUUGCAACAACGUCCACCAGAUCAUCAGGUCGCCGUUUCUGCAUAUCUGCACAUUGAAAGAAUGGUAGUCUUUUCUGUUUACAUACUACACCUGUUCAUGGAUUUUAAUAUUCGCAUAUGAGAACCAUCUACAAAUCCUUCUGCACAGGGAAAAUUGGCUGAUUGGUAUAAAUGACUUUUGUAAGGCCUUUGUCACUCUUGAAAUUGUUCUAGAUAUUAUACUCUUUUUCACCUUUAUCGUGUCUGCAAUCACCUGCGGUUAGAACUUAGAAUGAACCGCUUGCUAAAAACCUUAACUCUAUGAGUAACUGCUGCGCUGCUGUAAAGGCGUGAUUUCGUUUUGUGUUAUGCUGUAUUACAUCACAUGUUUGCUCAAGAAGCACAUAAAACAUUUGCCUCAUCUAUAUCGCGGUUGGAAGAAUUCGUCAUCAUUUAAUGUGUCUAGCAUUUCCUCUCUGUCUCGAAAGAUUCUUGGCCGUUUUCACGUUUUGAUUAUGAUGGCGAAACCUUUCCCGAUGUUCUGCCAAUUGUCGAAUAUGUUUGAUUUGCAAUGAUGUGGUCGACGGCCAUGUUGGUCCUCUUUCAACAAAGGAAUUUCAUUAACUUCUUUUGAAUUUGGCACCAACAUGGCCGCCAUGCCAUUGUCUUCUAAUUCUCAAGGGAUUGAUUGCAAGUCAAAAAUAUGCGUAAUGACAAAACGUAAAUAAAGCGUUAAUUAGUUGUAGCAUGUGGGCCAAUGUUAUUAUGCAUUUAAUUUUUACUGAUACUGUACAGUAGUUUAAAGAACUUAUUUUGUUUAUAUAACCCGUGAAACGUAUGGACAUAAACAUCAUUGUCUUUACAAUGGUGUGGAAUUAUUUAAAUUUGAAUGGCAUUCACAGAAGAUUGAACCACUUCAACUAAAGCAAAGUAUGCCAUGCAGAAAGAGAAAAACAGGUGGUGGUGGAAUAGAAUGGAUCACGAUAGACGAGCUGGUUAUGGACAUUUUAGGCAAGGACAAUCCUUUAAAUUGCUCACCUCCAUUCCAGGCGGAAUAGAUUCUGAGGACAACUACUAGGGACUGAUUGUGAAAGACAGUCAACUUCGUCAUGCGGACUGAUGGUUGUAACGAACCAGAUCCAUUUACUGAGCAGAGCGAUUCAAACGAGGUCGAUGAUAGUGUAAACAUCACAACACACGAAUCAGCCAUGUCCAAACCAGCAAGUUCCUUUGGCAAAAAAAAGGAAGAACUCACCGACCUUAAGUUACAAUAUUGUCGACAGAAGAUUGCAUGCAUGAGAGAAGAAAUUUAAUAUGUAAAAUGCAUAAACGUACAGUUACUUCCUCGUUUUGUUUGCUAUUGUUUGCUAUUGUGUGGUAAUAAAAAUAUAGAAUAUUUCAAGAAUAACUGUUGUCAAACAUAUGCUAUAUGCUUUACCAACAAUCAGAAGUAUUUUAAUAAACUUUGUUUAUGCUUAUAUUAAACUUCCAUCUUCGCACGUAAUGUUAGCAGUUAAAAAACCAUACGUGUUCACCUGCGUAUUCUCGAUUAAAAGAACCUGUAACGCGCGGCUAUUCCAACUCUCCCGAUUUUUCCGGGAGUCUCCCGAAAAUUCAUGCAAUCUCCCUGUCUUCCGAUUUUUAUCAAAUUCUCCCGAUUUUUCAGAAUAUUCAGUAAAUAUCAUAAAAAAAAUUAUAAAUAUACUGUUUUUAGCAACAUAAUAGUCUGUCUUGACCUUUUUUGAAAUUACUUUAUGGCAAUUUAUAGGGUCACUUAUAACAACAUAUUCCCCAAAUGCAGGAAACGCCAUUUCAGGAGACUUAAUUUUUAUUAUUUUUCCCCAGAAGAACUAGAUUUCAUUUCACUGAACAGUCUCCCUAAAUUUUACCUCCAAUAGUUGGAAUGUCUGAACGCGUAUACUUUUAAUACGAGAGCGAUAAGUAGCUAUGCAUUAUGCAACCAUACGUGCGCAGUUUUUUUGCAACCGCGGGCCCUGGGUACGAGACUGUUCCUUACGUGCACCAUCCACUGAUGGCACCAUCCUCGUUCCCAAGCUCGGGCGGAGGUACGUGCACGUAAGGAACGCAGAACUGAAAAACACAGACAGCCCUUAUAAGAAAUUUGUUAAAAUAUAUUCACAAUAGAAUUUAAAUUCAUGUGGAUAGAAAGAACUGUAAUGCAAGACAUUUUACACUUUUUCAUUAUCUGACUGAUUUCGUGAGAACCUGCAAUAUGGUUAUCUGUUUGAUAUGUAAAUAAAAUCGGCCGUCAUAAAAAGGUCAAAGUUUUCAUUUCAAGUAAAUUAUGAUCUCUCUAUUUGAGAUUAUCCUCAUGAUAACAUAUUUACUAUUUGACAUGAAAGUUUAAUUUCUUUUUGGAUGGUUAAGUUCAGUUAUUGUGGAAAUUUUCAGUUCAAGAUGUGUGAACCAUUGCCAUUGGUAUGAACUUAGAGUUGCAUACUUUUCAUUGACGGUGCGCUAAAAAACUGUUGCGGAAACUUUUAAUAUCCACGGGUUUUAAUAUCCAAUGUCAAUUUUUCUUCUAGAGACUGCAACGUACGUCUUUCAAAUUCGUGGUAUCUGCCAAUAUCGUUCUAGUGCUUGUCCAACAGAGGUUGGAAUCUUAAAUGUAAAAGGUAAUUUAACAAGUAUAGCCACUGUAUGCCUAGUCUAUAUACUUCGACACAUACGCCUUAAUUCAUGCAGUCUCUGCAAUUGUGUCUCCCCUCCCCCUCCCCCAGUGCAAGGUCCCUAAGAACUACCUACAGUAGGUGGUCAACCAGCAAUUAUAUAUCAGAGUGAGAUCAAAGGCCGUUGAGGCCGAGUCACGGAUAAGAUCAAAUGAAAGUGCAUGACAGAAAGAUUAGAGCAGUUUACAGUUGUUUUUGCAAACCGGGAACCGUGCGAAUUUUGUCAUUUCACCCAUUUGUCAUGCUUCAUUUGAUAAAUCAAAAGAACGAAUUGAACGCGUGGUCCAGCCCGAUUUCCGGUUCUGAAAGGCCCGAUUCUCAGGCAAACAGUGCGCGCAAAGCAGGCUGAUCAUUUCCCAUUGUUUAACUGCCCCACACUCACCCCACAUUCAAGUAACCACAGAUGUUGCUUCGCAACAUCCAUGAGUCAAAAAUGAUGUUAGGUUGUUAAUAUUUCUGAAUUUGACCAUCAUCUGCAGGCCCGUAACUAGCUAUGAGUCAACCGAGUCAGUUGACUCGGUAGGAAUAGACCUUAUGCAUAAUGACGUCACAGGGCUUGAUGCCCGCGAGGAAUGCUGAUCUUAAUAGUCAUCGCUCGGGAAAAUUUCGAUAGUGGCCAUUUUGAAUUGUUUAAUUUCCCCGGGCAAUGACUACUAAGACCAGCAUUCCUCGCAGGCAUCAAACCUUGUGACGUCAUUAUGCAUAAAGUCUAUUUGGGGACUGAAAUUUAAACAUCGCCAAACCUAAACCAUGGCUGAAAUAAUUUGCUCGUUAGUUUCUCCAAGCAAAGAUACUCCAAAGAGACCAACCUAUCUUGCUCUUCAGUGACACUGAGAAGACGAAUGCGUCGAUGUCAAGUACCCCAACACAUGUAAUACAGUACUGUAGAAUUUGAAGUGUGAUGAAUGAUAAUACUAUACCACGCACAUUUUCAUUACCGCAUCAUCACAUCAUGUUGCCUUAUUGGGACUAGAUUACAUUUGGGAGACUGUAAAAUUGCAGCCAAUUGUGUCACUGUUUAUAAGGUUAAUUUCUUGCUGGAACACUCCUCAAAAUGCUAGGAAUUUAUCUGAGCUUCAGGGAAUCCAAAAUUUUCUCAGAAAUCAGAAUCCUAGUUACGGACCUGAUCUGCUGCCCUAUACUUAUUAGUUAAAUCAUGCAUAUAUAUGUUGGUAGCUGCAGUGAUACAGACUUGCCGAGUGAAACUUCUCCAGGUCCCCCGCGAAAUAUAUGUCCCCCCAGUUACACAUCCUUAAAAGAGGCCCUGCCGUAAAGCGUACAUCUCAAUUCUUGACUUGCAAUCAAUCCCUUGAGAAUUAGAAGACAAUAGCACGGCUGCAGUGUUUGUAUACCAAAUUCAAAAGAAGCUAAUGAGAUUCUUUUGUUGAGAGGGGGCCAACAUGGCCGCCGCCCACAUCAGUGCAAGUCAAGGAUACAAAAUUUUACAAAUAAAACCCGUUCAGCCGCCACUGAUAUAAGAACGCCACUAAUCGCUAUUAUAAAGUAAUUGUUUGACUGAAUACAAACUAGUGAUGAUAAAGAUAUAUUAUUAAAGAUAUUUGUGUUUCUAGCUCUUCGCGUGUUUCAAUCUCUAUUCCAAGAUUUGCUUUGUAUUGAUAGAAAACCUCUUUACAAAUAUAUACACCUCUAUAAACAACGCACAACUGCUGUAACAGCAUGCUUCGAUCUCUAGGUAUCCGUUAUAUACGUCAAUUCUCAUGAGAAUGCAUGUUAAUAUUGAUUUUACUUUUUAAGGUCGAAUUGAACGACGGAGCAUAGUGAGCAUUCCCCCCAGUGCGGGCUGCAAAGGUCAGUUAAUCAUGUCAAGUUAAUUCUAUGUUUUACUAUUUUUAAGAGGACGAAAAUUAAAGAAUGUUGCAACGUAGGCCUACGUGUCUUAAUUGUAACAGUAAAUAUGACGUUUUGUAAAGACUUGUUCAAACCAUCCCAAGAUGGAUCAACAUGAUUUGGAAUGUUUCAUUGCCGGAAUUAAACAUGAAGCCAAUACAUAUACCUGAGUUGAAAUACAUGCAUGCCUUGCUAAAAAACAACUGUAUUUUCCGAACAUUUGAAAUAGUUGUCAUGGUUACACGAUCAUUUUAUUCCUUAUAUCUUUAAAAUUGAAAACAAAAAUUACAAAAUUAUCAAUUCCCAAAUUAUAUGUUAGAUAUGUUAUUAUGCGUAAUAUAAAGUUUAAUUUAAUGUAAAAUUCGACCACAUCAUUCCAUACAACGUGAUCAUAAUCAGCCAAUUAAAUGACCAGAAUUUAAAGAGGUGUUAUAUAAUACCAACUGCAUGUAUAAUGUUUACUAAAUGUUGGACCAACAUGUAGGUUGGACUUGUUUGAACAGGUGACAUGCAUGCUUGAAAAAGCUUGGAUGUGUCGUCGUUUUAUAAUGUAUUUUUUUCAAUUUUCUUAGAUAAAGCAUGCACGGCUUUUUGUAAGGGAACACAAAUUAAACCUGCAGAUGUCACUAGUUCCAGUCUCUGCCAGUAUCAAUAUGAUUAUGGUAAGGUGAAAUACUUGAUAAUUAUAUGGCAUAAAAUAGUUCGUUUCGGCAACGUGUCGCCGAAUAGACCAAAUUUCAACAUUUCAGUGCAAUAGAAUUAUAGAAAUCGUCGUUGAAAAUCGUUUGGUGUAUAACAUCACCCUAAUAUUGGCGUAAAACAUGUUUGAUUUAAAGUUUGGAUUCUUGCACUUCACUUGGUGGAAUUAAUAUUAGAAUGUUAGGGUUUGUAAUCCAAGUGAGAAUAUAUACAUUUUAAGACCUAACCAAGAACGACUGCGAAAAAUGCAGCAUAAGGUCCUCUGGUAGGAAUUGAACUUACGGCCCUGCGAUUCUGGUGCAGCCCUCUAACCAACUGAGCUACAGAGGCCAGCUGUUGAGCUGUAACCGUCAGUUCAUGUAUAUAUAGGAAAUCGGGUGUGCGGGUUGUGAUAAGGUGGACUUCAAUGAUUUGGAUUCUUGCACUUCACUUGGUGGAAUUAAUAUUAGAAUGUUAGGGUUUGUAAUCCAAGUGAGAAUAUAUACAUUUUAAGACCUAACCAGGAACGACUGCGAAAAAUGCAGCACAAGGUCCUCUGGUAGGAAUUGAACCUACGGCCCUGCGAUUCCGGUGCAGCGCUCUAACCAGCUGAGUUACAGAGGCCAGCUGUUGAGCUGUAACCGUAAGUUCAUGUAUAUAUAGGUAAUCGUCCUAUAUAUACAUGAACUUACGGUUACAGCUCAACAGCUGGCCUCUGUAGCUCAGUUGGUUAGAGCGCUGCACCGGAAUCGCAGGGCCGUAGGUUCAAUUCCUACCAGAAGACCUUGUGCUGCAUUUUUCGCAGUCGUUCCUGGUUAGGUCUUAAAAUGUAUAUAUUCUCACUUGGAUUACAAACCCUAACAUUCUAAUAUUAAUUCCACCAAGUGAAGUGCAAGAAUCCAAAUCAUUGAAGUCCACCUUAUCACAACCCGCACACCCGAUUUCCUAUAUAUACAUGAACUUACGGUUACAGCUCAACAGCUGGCCUCUGUAGCUAAGUUGGUUAGAGCGCUGCACCGGAAUCGCAGGGCCGUAGGUUCAAUUCCUACCAGAGGACCUUGUGCUGCAUUGGCCAGUCAUUGAUUCGGACAGUCGGCGCCUUGACUUUUCCACAGUUCCUCAAAUUUGCUUCGAAAACAUUAAGAUCAUGCAGGCCCAAAUUUGAAGGCGGGCUUGCGGGUUGGAACAAUAGACCCUUUGCACUGACGUCACAAAUCCUUAGAGUGUCCUCCAGAUGCAAAAUCACCGGCGCUGUGACGUCAUGUGCAAUGGGUCUAUACGACGCAAAAGCAAAGGCCCAUGGAAAAUCCCAUCAUUCCACGCUGGAUAAGCGACUGGCUCACUGGCGACUCUGGUCGGUGCCAGUGCAGGUAACGAUGUCGAUUACAAACUGCAGAGUUUUGUAGGAAAUACAACUACAUCAAAAAUACAAAAAGAACUUUGCCUCAAUGUCCAAGUUCUUUUUGUAUUUUUCAGGUUGUAUCUACAAACAUUUUGUAUCGGCGACCAAGAUGUGAUCGUGAAAACCGCGACUGUAUGUCCCGCGACCGUAUGUCGCGGCUAUAGCAGUAUAGGCUAUAGCAAUAUUUAAAACUUUAGCAAUAUGCAAAAAUGAUUUGAAACAUUCAUUUUUCUUAGAACCAUGUUUAUUAUCACCAAUGAAUUACUAAAUUUUCAUUUCUUUCUCUAGUUGUUCGUGGUGUAGUGAACAGAUACUACACACAACAAUUAAAAAUAAGCAGCAAAGAUAAUGUUGAACUGUCUGUAAAACAUGACUAUCUUAAACCUGUUUGUCAAAGUAACUGUCCAACGAUUGCAACCUACAAAUUAUCUUUCUUAUGGAUGCCAAGUUCUCAAAACUGCACAUGCCCACGAUUAAAGAUUGGAAGCGAGAUCCUCGUCAUGGGUUUCCGUUCUGGAACUAAAUUCGCCAUUGAUACAAGAAGUAAAAGUUUAAACUGGGACUCGAAAAUUGCGAAGAAUCUUCUUGCCUACCAACACAAAGUAAAUAGAGAUCCUCCCUGCUCCUAAUCUCAAACAGCAAUCACAAGAUAUCGAUGGGGAGCUGUACGUGCUGGUUAUACAUGCCUAGUAUAUCUUUAUUUACUGUACAAAGAUUCGAAGAAUACAACAAAUUAUCUAUAAGUAAAUUAAAUAUAUUAACUUAUAUAGUACAUAUACAGUAUAGCACAGGAGAAAAUUUAUGCCGCUGGCCACUGAUCUGCCGAAAAAUGACUGUAUAGUGCGGCUCGUUGUAUAUAGAAAUUUUGCUGCUCAGUGCGUCCACCGUAUUGGCAUUUAACCAUAUAUCGAUAAAAUACUCGUAGCUCUAUAAUACUCAUAUAAGGGACCGUUCAUUAUUUAUGGGUGAUUUUUGCAAAUUUUCUUAUUUUUUCCCGGACCCCACCCUUAGUCAAACUUAGAUUUUCGGUUCCCCCCUUACCUUAACAGUUAACAAUAAAUUUUAAGAUCCCCCUAUAACUACCACAUAUAUAGCAUGCACUUUACAAAAUGCAUGUGCCAUGUUGUUCACAGUGAAUGAGCGUAACACAUGUACUUCUGCAGCUAUUGCAAUUAUUUAUAAUUAACAAAUAUAAACCAUUUUCCGUGUUGAUAUACAGUUAUAUCAACACGAGUGGAAAUUGGGAAAACGAGAAAUUGUGUGGAAACACGACGCCCGAUGGGCGGAGAGUUUUCACACAAUUUCACACGAUUUAUAUAUCAAUACGGAAAAAUGUUUUAUAUUUGUUUUAUAAUAUAGCACAAAGAAACAUAAAGAAAGAAAUUUUCCGAGUUAUAUCAACACGGCUCUUAGCCAAUCAGCGUUCAGAAUUUACAAACGCUAUAUUAUAAAUGCAUAUAUUUGUAUAUACAGUGCUACAAUGUACAAUUCACACUAUAUUAAAUGUACAUCUUUGUUUUUUAUUCCUUUUGUGUGCAACUAUAAACUUUGUACAGCAGGGAUCGACAAAGAUCAGAAAAGAAAGUUAGUUAUGAUAUAUUAACAUUCAAAGCACCAACAGCAAUCUUUUAUCAGAUAUAUAUAACACGAGGCGAUACCCAAGUGUUUAAUAGUUCUGAUGAAACAUGUACUGUGUGAGUGGAAAAACGAUCUAUUUGACCUAGUAAUUUUGAAAAUCAACAUUGUCUAACAGGAGAAAUUCAAAGAUGAAGUUUGAAGAAUUCUGACUUUUUGUUUUUUCCCUCAUCAAUUAUUGAGUUGAGUUUUGAAAUUUAUAAAUGUGUCUUCCUUCAAUUUCAGGUCUCCCCAGGAUUUGGUUUACCAGAAUUCCCUCCUCCCCUUUUUCAUCUGGAAAAAUCUCAGGUCCCCCCAGUUUCUCACCCACCCACCCCCACCCUCAUCUCUUAAAUAAUGAACAGUCCCUAAUAGGGAGUCUUUCCUACAGCGUAUAAUAUAAUUAAUAUAUCAGUCGUAUAAAUGUAGACUUGUAACUUUAAAGAUGUAAUUUAAUAUAUUACUUAAUAGUUUUAAUUUUUUGUAUAUUGCACAUGUAUAGCGAAAACUGUAUACAUGUGUCAUGUACCAGACGUCCCAACCAGGAGCAGUUUCGAAUGAGCCCUCCGACAGAACAUGCAGCCCUACGAUUUUGAUGCAAUGCUCUGACCAUUGAGCUACAGUCUUAUUGUUGAGAGCUAGCGACAAGUUCGGGUAUAUAAAGGCAA